Molecule: messenger RNA, 1389 nt
Organism: Mus pahari (shrew mouse)
Lineage: Eukaryota; Metazoa; Chordata; Mammalia; Rodentia; Muridae
Product: collagen alpha-1(I) chain-like
Exons: 3
Coding region: 1-939 (312 amino acids)
Source: RefSeq, a predicted model, not a curated record
AUGAGGCAGAGGGACAGGAAGGGCUGCUGUCAGCAGAACGCCCUGGCCCCGGCGUCCCAGACGCGGGACAGCACCUUAGGACGACAGCCCGAGCCGGGGCAGUCUCCUUCUCCGCCACGGGGAGAGACCGGUAGCCGCCAGUUUGUAAGCACCGGGGGUGUUGCCGGGCAGAGUCCGCGUCCGGCAACAGAAGGCACCCCGACCUCCCGGGCAGGCACUGGACCCGGUUGCCCUCUUCCUGCCCGCACCGGGGUACAGAGGCUUGUGGGUAGCCGGGAGGACGUCAGCGCGACUGCAUCCCGGGCCGCGGGCCACAGCGAGGACUGCGGGCGGGUCACGUGCCCCGGCCCUGCUCCGCUCGGGGCCAGAGCUCCGCAGCGAGUGACCGUGGGGGCGGGGAGGAAUUGGGAAGGUAGGGUUCGGGGCCUUAGUCACCUCGCAGCGGACUCGGGCUCCCUCGGUCUCCCGUCAACCCCCGACCUCUCCCCUAAACUUUGGACAUUCUCCCCUACGGUGUACCUGACCCCACUCCACCAAUCCCCAGACCCACCGCAGUCCUCCCCACUUUCCGCGGAGGCCACCGGCCGAGAGCCGAGGGCGCCUUUUGCACCGGCGCGGCCAGCGCGGGGUGCAGAGGCAACCCCGCAGCGCUGGGCGUGGGUUUCCCGAAACGCCGGGCCGACUGUCUGGGAGUGGCCCGUAGCCCCUGGCCGAGGGCUGGGGGAGCCUCCGCAACAGGCCCGGCCCCCAACCGGAGGAGCGCCGUCCGCGGUGGGGCUGUUUUCCGAGGUGCUGAGCCCGGUUCGCGACGUUUGCUUUUUAGCUGAGGUUUCCAUGGGAUGGGGGGUGCCGGGGGAACCUCCUUCCGGCACGAUUGCGAGAUCGCAGUGUUAUGCCAGUAGCAGAAAAGCGGCUGGGGUGGAGAACGGUUUUAGUUAAAGGUACAGAGCUUAGUUCGGACUCUGGAGAUUCUGUAACCCUAGGAUGGCAUCAGUUUGCAUCUGCGCUUGAGCCAUUAGCAGGUACCAUUGAGUCUUCGCUGUUCCCACAUGCAAUUAGUGAGAACUUUUAGACUUUUGAGUUGGUGGUAAAUGAAUCCAGGGUGCUUACUUUCUACUUGUAUUUUCUGGUUGCAGAUAAAGAUGUCUUUCUCCUUUUAACCGUCGCAGCAGAUUAUUAGACACUAUUGACCAGAAAUAAAAAAAAAUUUAAACAUUAAAAAAAAAAAAGCCUUUGGAGGAUCAUCUUCUUAGAACCCAUUUCUAUGUGUUGGGGUCGAAAAAGUACCAUUUUUCAAAUCCAGAGCUAAGAAAAUACUGAGGCUGUUGGAAAUGAAUUUGAAGGGAGUUUUACACCUUGAAUAUGAAAAUCUCUAUCCUUGCAUUAGUU